AUGCCCCACCACUAUAUUCUAACCUUAUUUGGCCUCCUACCAGUAGCAACCAACAUCUCAACAUGAUGAAACUUCGGCUCAAUACUAUUAGCAUGCUUAACCAUACAAGUAUUAACCGGAUUCUUCCUAGCCAUCCACUACACAGCAAACAUCAACCUAGCAUUCUCAUCUAUCAUUCACAUCACCCGCGAUGUUCCAUACGGCUGAAUAAUACAAAACCUACACGCCAUCGGCGCAUCCAUAUUCUUUAUUUGCAUCUACAUUCACAUCGCACGAGGACUAUACUAUGGCUCCUAUCUAAAUAAAGAAACCUGAAUAUCCGGAAUUACACUACUCAUCACACUCAUAGCAACCGCCUUCUUCGGAUAUGUCCUCCCAUGAGGACAAAUAUCAUUCUGAGCUGCAACCGUAAUUACCAACCUAUUAACUGCCGUACCAUACUUAGGCACAACCUUAACAACCUGAUUAUGAGGAGGAUUCGCAAUCAAUGACCCCACCCUCACACGAUUUUUUGCACUACAUUUCAUCCUACCAUUCGCAAUCAUCUCUAUAUCAUCACUACAUAUCAUCCUACUCCACGAAGAAGGGUCCAGCAACCCACUUGGAACAAACCCAGACAUCGACAAAAUCCCAUUCCACCCAUACCACUCAUACAAAGACCUACUCUUCCUAACCCUGAUAAUCCUAUCUAUACUCAUCAUCGUCUCAUUCUUCCCUGACAUCUUCAACGACCCAGACAACUUUUCAAAAGCCAAUCCACUAGUUACACCUCAACACAUUAAACCAGAAUGAUACUUCCUAUUCGCCUACGGAAUCCUGCGAUCCAUUCCAAAUAAACUAGGUGGCGCAUUGGCCCUAGUAAUAUCAAUCAUAAUCCUAUUUAUUACCCCAUUCACACAUACAGCCUACUUCCGCCCAAUAACUUUCCGCCCACUAUCACAACUAAUGUUCUGAACACUAGUAUCAACAUUCAUCACUAUCACAUGAGCCGCCACAAAACCAGUAGAACCUCCAUACAUCAUCAUUAGCCAAGUAACAGCAACACUAUACUUUACCUUCUUCAUCUCUAUACCUCUCCUAGGCUGAAUCGAAAACAAAAUAACAAACACCCCCU
Molecule: messenger RNA, 1114 nt
Organism: Python bivittatus (Burmese python)
Lineage: Eukaryota; Metazoa; Chordata; Lepidosauria; Squamata; Pythonidae
Source: the annotation of a RefSeq genome assembly